Molecule: messenger RNA, 1356 nt
Organism: Aureobasidium subglaciale EXF-2481
Lineage: Eukaryota; Fungi; Ascomycota; Dothideomycetes; Dothideales; Saccotheciaceae
Exons: 3
Coding region: 1-1356 (451 amino acids)
Source: RefSeq, a predicted model, not a curated record
AUGACACAUACACUGCUAGGUAUAAGAUUACGAAUAGCAGCUGAGCUCAAUGGGCCUCGGGCAAAUCACAUCGCGUUGUGGCCAACACACGCAACAACGACGGGUGCCCCUCGACGCAAAUCCUCACUUGUGCACCCCGAAUCCGAUAUUCGUCGGAUUGACCUCAAAGCACAAACCACGGAAGAUGGUUUUACGGAGGGAGACUUGAAAGCACCAGACCGUUCUGUUCCCAUCCGCGAUGUCUCCGAAAAUGAGGAAAUUGCGUCUGCAGCACUCGAUACAAGACCCUAUUCGCCCGAUCUUGAUAUCAAGGAUUGGUCGUCGAAACUUUUCCGACCACCAGACUCCUACUGGAAGAAGUGGGUACCGCUAUUGGGCGAGAACAAUCUGGGCGGUUCUGACACGGUGCUGAAGUCUGUGAAUCGUUAUUGGCGUGGGAAGUUUGAGACUCGAUACAUUAGGAGAAAACAUGGACCUUCACAUGCUGAGAGAGACUUUUAUUGUUGUUCUAAUCGAUAUCCUAUAACACCCUUGUUGGGUACUCGCAUAGUAUACGCCUUUGGCCAUACUAAAGAAGAGGCGUUCGAAAACGUUGGUCCCGCGAUCGUGUCUGAGCUGUACAAAGCCGGUGCUCUUGAUAAGCUCUACGAGAACGUUAUAGUAUCGAGGAAGAUCAUUGAUAUAUAUGAGCAGGCUGCUCGAUAUGGCUUGUAUCCGCGCUUCAGUGCCGUAGCGCGUGCCAAGAGUGUCCAUCGCUUCCGGAUCACAAUGGAAGUACCUGAGUGGAAUGUUCGAGCUAUGGCUAUCGGACGCACAUACAUCGAAGCUCUCGAAGCCGUAAUCGAAUCGUACGAUGACCAGGUCAAUGAACGUGGUGUCAAAAGACCACUCACACCAGAAGCCACAAAAGACCGACUACAAGGUCUGAAUGUUGUCACGUCAUCUCGAACACUUCAAUUCCUGCUCCAAAAAUUGCACCUGAGCUCGAUCAGGACUGAGGUUGCAAAUCAACCCUUGCUAGAAGGACGAUAUGUCUGCAAGAUCUGGGCCAAAGGAGAACUUAUCAGUGCCGGCGUACCGAUGGGACAAGUAUCAGUGGCCAAGAAAAUCUCACGUCUCACGGGCGCGGUUCGACUCUUACAGCGCUUUGGGUUUGACGCAGUCGAAGGACUCGAAGAAGGCCUUGAGGCAGACAAUGCUGAAGACAUAACACAGAAGAGUAUCGACCGAGGCGAGCAUGAGAUGCUUACCACAGACGAACAAGCGAUGGCGGAUCUGUUCGAUAGCUUUGACAGUCUCUUGGAUGACACUGCAGUCGGAGAGACGAAUCAUAGUAAGGAUGAAGAGUUGAGAUGA